This is a messenger RNA of Alnus glutinosa, 2015 nucleotides long. RefSeq lists its product as uncharacterized. The transcript has 3 exons. Bases 683 to 1888 code for a protein of 401 amino acids. Gene Ontology annotation, molecular function: protein binding. The record is from RefSeq and is a predicted model, not a curated record. NCBI's taxonomy places the organism in Eukaryota, Viridiplantae, Streptophyta, Magnoliopsida, Fagales, Betulaceae.
CUUUGUGGUUUGCAUGUAUCUCUCUGGUUCUCUCUUUUCCUCUAUAGCUUUCUUCUUCUCUUCUUCUGAACGGCGGCGGAAACUCUGGGCAAAUUCAUCCCUGCAGUUUCUCCUUCCUUAAACAGAAAAGAAAAGAAAAGAGGAACAGAAAACCCAAUCGAAGCUCUCUAUCUCUCUUGCUUGAUAUUUCUGCAACUUUCUUCAAACCUCCUCUUCUCUUUGAUAGUGCAGAAAAUCAGAGAAGUGCACUCUCUUCCCUUAACUCUUCAUCACACUGAACCUAAAGAGAACGCAGGAAAAUCACUCUCUUCCCUUCCCUUUGUGUAUUACGGACAGGCAGAAAAACAGAGCAUAAAACUCUGAUUUUUCCUCCCUGUUAUCUCUCGGUGGAUGCCCAUAAACAAGAGACCAAACUCAGAAAAAUUACCCAAGCUCUCCCCUCUUCUCUCGGUCCUGCAGGGAUCCUCUCCUUUUUGUAGGAAUUCUCAUAUCUAACUAGGAAUUUAUGAAUUAUUGAUUCUUGCUGUUGGUAUGAAUACCUUUGGUGGUUGUUGUCAUUUUUGCUGGUCACUAUGAGUCCUUCAAGUUUCCAGUUACCAUCAGAUUGAAUUGAGAGCGUUGGUCUCUCUUUCUCUCCAUCUCAUUUCAUUCUUUCGCCCUCAUCGGUCAUCACAAAUACUCCAUGGACGAGGAAGGCUUCGUAGUGGUGGGGAAGCGAGGAAAAUUGAGGAGAUCGAUGUCAUUUGAUGGGCUAUCUCUUUUUUCUCGAAAAAUAGAAGACUUGUUAUAUUCUCAUCGUUCUGCAAGAAUUUUGAAUCGUCCUUGCGAUAUAGUCGUUAAUAUGCCUAUUAUGCCUCCGAGGGAAGACGGCGCAUAUCGAGAUGUUAGGCCGAUUUCGAGAUGGUACCGAUUUCAAGUACCUGCCUUACUUCCUCUCAAGUCUCAGGAAGUAGAAAUCUCUCCAUUUUGGAAGGGUUUUAUUCCAAAAGCCUCCACCUCGGCAGUUCUAGGAUCCGAUUUAUACUAUGUAGGUGGCCUUUACCUCUCCGAUUAUUACUGUUUUCCACCUUCGGUUCCCGAUGUUCUUAAGUUGAACCUUACCUCUCGCACCCCGAAUUUGGUACCAGCGGAUUAUUCUAUGAUUUCCCCGAGAAUAGACCCUCUCACUUUGGUGGUGGAUCAAAAACUCUUUGUUAUGUCCGGAUACCUCCCCUCUCCUUGUUGUCCUUAUAUUCCUACUGCUGGCGCUCGAGAUGGUGAGAUGUAUGACCCGAAGACUAACAAGUGGGAACCUUUGCCUGAGCUUCCAUUUAAAUUGGGUAAAAGGUUUAUCUAUGCAACUCUUGAAAAUCCAAACAGGAUUCUUAUUGCUCAAAUUCUCAAGAAUCAAUGCCCUAUGAUUUAUGAAUAUGCUGCUAUGUUUUACACAUACGAUGUGGAGCAUCGUGUUUGGAGUGGACUCGGGAAGCGCCGAAUACACAAUAAUUGUCCUAUUGGAUGGGAAGGUUGGGGAGAAAUGGCGUUAACUGUUGCCAAUACUAUUUAUUGGGUAACACGUGACGCACAUUUGCUAGCAUACAAUGUAGACAAAGAUAUGUGGAUCGAAGGGAGUCUUAGAGGCUUGGGAAUACCGUUUUUGGAAAGUGAUGAGCUCCUCUUUCUUCCUGGGUUCGUCCAUUUAGAUGGCCAGCUCUUCGGCCUUCUGCAAUCAAAUGAUGAUGAAGCAUUUCAGUUGGUCAUAAUUGAUACACUGAUUCUCGGGAGCUCUUUACAAAUUUUUGUUGUUGCCGUCCAUAGAUAUAAGACGGAGGACCCCACUAUAGUAACAGAGUGCUUUUCAUUUGACGCAUCAAGUGGUCCAAUAUCAGCGACUGACGACUCUACAUGAAUGGUACCUAGAAUAUUACAUUCUUCCACUCGCCUUAAAGAUGUUAUUAACAAAGAUAUUGUGUGGCAGAUGCGUCGGGUUUGACUCGCUAAUUAAGGAUUUACACGGUUCAAUAGUUAAGUUUGAA